Molecule: messenger RNA, 3313 nt
Organism: Abrus precatorius (Indian licorice)
Lineage: Eukaryota; Viridiplantae; Streptophyta; Magnoliopsida; Fabales; Fabaceae
Product: MDIS1-interacting receptor like kinase 2-like
Exons: 3
Coding region: 66-3185 (1039 amino acids)
Biological process (GO): protein phosphorylation
Molecular function (GO): protein binding; protein kinase activity; ATP binding
Source: RefSeq, a predicted model, not a curated record
CCCCUACAUUCCAACUUCUUGUACUAUACAUACCAUAAGCACCUAGUUACACAACAAAAAUAAACAUGGGGUUCACUAAACUUCUAUUAUAUCUGAUUGUCACCACUUUGCUCAGUUCACUCUCAAGGUUCCAAUCCUCCAAAUCUAACAUUUCCACUUUUCAUGCUUUUGCCUUUGCUGCCAUCACUGCCUAUGAAGAUGUAGAAAAUCAAGACAACGAAGCAAGUGCUCUACUAGCGUGGAAAUCCAGCCUUAACAACCAAAGUCAAGGUUCUCUGUCAUCUUGGACCACUAGCACUAGUCUUUGCGAGUGGGAAGGAAUCUCUUGUGAUGAAUCCAAUUCUGUGACCACCAUAAAUGUUGCAAAUUUUGGACUAAAAGGUACUCUUCUCAGUUUUAACUUUUCAUCCUUCCCUAGGCUACUUUCUCUGGAUGUUAGUAACAACAGUCUUAAUGGAACUAUUCCUCAGCAAAUUGCUAACUUGUCAAGAAUUUCUCAAUUGAAAAUGGAUGGCAAUAAACUUUCUGGAUUCAUUCCUGAGGAGAUUGGAGAGUUGAUGAACUUGAAGCAUCUUUUCCUUGGAUCAAAUCAACUUUCUGGUACCAUUCCCCCAACAAUUGGAAUGUUGAAGAAUCUUGUUGAACUUGAUUUGUCAGUUAACUCUAUCUCUGGAACAAUUCCUUCAUUUAGAAACUUCACAAAUUUAGAACAACUUCAGCUCUCAAACAACAGUCUCUCGGGCCCCAUUCCUGAGGAAUUGGGAAAACUCUAUACUCUAACAACGAUCAGGUUGUCAUACAAUAACUUGUCUGGGAGAAUCCCAGCCUCCAUUGGAGACCUAGUUAAUUUGGUUAUGUUUGAAAUUGAACAUAAUGCCAUUUUUGGAUCAAUUCCUUAUGGCAUUGGAAACUUGACCAAGUUGGUCAAUAUGUCAAUUGCCUAUAACAUGAUUUCUGGAUCAAUUCCCAUCUCCAUGGGAAACUUGGUCAAUCUACACGCACUUCAUCUUUCAGUGAACAACAUUUCAGGAGUUAUUCCUCCCACCUUUGCAAAUUUGACAAAGCUAGUCUACUUUUUAGUGUUUGAGAACAAGCUUCAUGGUAGAUUACCCCCAGCACUAGAUAACUUCACCUAUAUCCAAAACUUUCAACUAUCUACUAAUAGUUUCACUGGCCCUUUGCCACAACAUAUUUGCCUUGGUGGGUCACUUAGGAAAUUUGCUGUUAACCAUAAUUAUUUCACUGGCCCAGUUCCCAGAAGCUUGAAGAAUUGUUCCAGCCUUAGUAGACUCAACCUUGCAGGGAACCAGUUGACAGGAAAUAUAACUGAUGACUUUGGUAUAUAUCCAAAUUUGUAUUUUGUUGAGCUGAGUAGCAAUAAUUUUUAUGGCCACAUUUCACCAAAUUGGGCAAAAUGUCCUAGUCUAAUUAGCCUUAGGAUGUCCAACAAUAAUUUAUCUGGUGGUAUACCUCUAGAACUUGGCCAGGCACCCAAGUUACAGACACUUGCACUGUCUUCAAAUAAUUUAACAGGGAAAAUCCCAAAAGAAAUUGGUAACUUGACCUCAUUAUUUUAUUUGUUAAUAAGCAACAAUAAGCUUUCUGGCAAUAUUCCCAUGGAAAUAGGAUCUUUGAAGGAUCUUACAAAUUUGGAGAUGGCAGCAAAUAAUUUAAGUGGACCAAUUCCAAAACAAAUUGGAGGGUUGCUCAAUUUAAAUUUUUUGAACUUGAGUAUGAAUAAAUUCACAGAAAGCAUUCCUUCUGAGUUUAACCAAUUGCAAUAUCUUCAAGAUCUUGAUCUUAGUUGGAAUUUGUUAAAUGGACAAAUACCAGUAACACUGGGAGAUUUGCAAAGAUUAGAAAAGCUUAACCUCUCGCACAAUAAUCUCUCGGGGACCAUUCCAUCUAGUUUUAAGGACAUGCUGAGCUUGACAAACGUUAACAUAUCUAGCAACCAAUUGGAGGGUUCAAUUCCUAAAAAUAUAGCCUUUCUUAAAGCUCCAUUUGAUGCAUUAAAAAAUAAUAAAGGGUUGUGUGGUAAUGCUUCUGGCUUGGUGCUUUGCCAAGAGUUGAGUCACAACCGUCAUGGUAAAAAGAAAAGUAGAGUCAUCAUAUUGGCGUUGUCCAUUACUUUGGGUGUUCUAUUGCUAGGAGUAUUCGUGGUUGGGUUUUCAUUAUGUAUUCAUUGUCAAAGAGCAAGAAAAACUAAAGAGGAUGCUAAAGAACAAAGUAAGGAUCAUUUCUCCAUAUGGAGUUAUGAUGGAAAAUUAGUGUAUGAAAGCAUCAUUGAAGCCACAGAGGGAUUUGAUGACGAAUAUCUCAUUGGAGAAGGAGGGUCUGCUUCUGUUUACAAGGCAAAAUUACCCACAGGACAGAUUGUUGCUGUGAAGAAACUAGAUGUUGCACUCAAUGGAGAAACACUCAAUUCUAAAGCUUUUACAAGUGAAGUUCGAGCCUUGACAGAAAUCAAACACCGUAACAUUGUAAAGUUAUAUGGAUUUUGUUCACAUUCACAAUUCUCCUUAUUGGUUUAUGAGCUCCUAGAAGGGGGAAGCUUGGAUAAAGUACUAAACAAUGAUACACAUGCAACUUUGUUUGAUUGGAAUAGGAGAGUGAAUGUUGUUAAAGGUGUUGCAAAUGCUUUGUACCAUAUGCAUCAUGGUUGCUCUCCCCCUAUAAUUCAUCGAGACAUAUCAAGCAAGAAUGUCCUUAUAGAUUUGGAAUAUGAAGCUCGCAUCUCAGACUUUGGAUCAGCUAAGAUUUUGAAUCCUGAUUCACACAAUUUAACCUCAUUUGCUGGUACUUACGGGUAUGCUGCACCAGAGCUUGCUUACACUAUGGAAGUGAAUGAGAAGUGUGAUGUGUUUAGUUUUGGUGUGCUUUGUUUGGAGAUAAUAAUGGGAAAUCAUCCUGGAGAUCUCAUUUCUUCAUUGUUCUCAUCCACUACAAUCACAAUAGCAUCUAACUUGCUGUUGAAGGAUGUGUUGGACCAACGACUACCUCAUCCAGUGAAGCCAGUUGUUGAAGAAGUGAUUUUGAUCGCAAAACUUGCAUUUGCUUGCUUAAGUGAAAGUCCACGUGUUCGCCCAACCAUGGAACAAGUGUAUAAUGAGUUUGUGAUGCCAAAGUCACCUUCAGUGGAUCCAUUUCCCAUGAUCACUCUUGGUCAACUCCUAAAUAAUUGAACCUGGUUUUGUUUGGUGGUGUAUGUAUCAUGUGCGUAUGGCUUUUCUUUUAUCAAUGUUUUUUGGGUGCGUGUUUUGCAUGUUUAAUUUCUUCGGUUCUUUUAGACCAGGAAAAUACUUCAAAGCUG